Molecule: messenger RNA, 1144 nt
Organism: Cryptotermes secundus
Lineage: Eukaryota; Metazoa; Arthropoda; Insecta; Blattodea; Kalotermitidae
Product: protein shisa-5
Exons: 5
Coding region: 196-780 (194 amino acids)
Source: RefSeq, a predicted model, not a curated record
CGUAGUUUUCACUAAUAGACCUAGGUAGAACGCUGUGGACCUGUGGAACGUGUGACGCCUAAAGUCAGAAUUGGCCGGUAUUGUAGGCCUUGUAGGCUGUAGUCUGUGAAGGAACAUCAAACUCUCGUUCCGUAGAUCCUGUUUUGAGAAAACACAGGAGUAGGGAAUUUUUCCUGGACAAGGACAAAGAGAAACAUGGUUUACUGUUACGUGAAUGCUCUAUUUGUAUCGUUUAUUGUCCUGUCCUCGCUACAUGGCGUUAAAAGCAUGAAGUGUGAUUUUGACCAUGAGCCGUCACUGCUGGACAAGAUUAAUAUUGUGGACAUAAAGACUUGCCCUACUUUGUUUGACAAUCCAGACAACAAAUAUUGCUGUGUGGAUAAUGGUCGAGUUUACUGCUGUAGCAGUGCACAGUUUAUUUCCACUAGUAUUUCAGGUCUCUUGCCUAUAUUGAUCGCAGUUGCUGUCGGGUUUUUGGUUGCUUGCUGCUUGUGUUGCUUUUGUUGCCCUUGCUGUCUGCUAUACAAAAGGCGGCACCGUGGAACUGUUUACGGCACUGUCCUUCAACCAGGAGUGCAGACUGUUGUGGCUACUCCACAGACAGUUCAACAGCAAGCACCUGUAUAUCCACCCCAGCCCACACAAAUGGCAGGUUACUCACAAACAGCAGCCUAUCCAUUGUACUCAGCACAAACAGGUCAGCAGCCACCACCAUACAGUGAAGCUACAGCUGGUGAAGUGUAUUCUAAACAGGCUCCUUAUAAUCCUCACUUCCAGUAAAUUGUGUGUUCAGAACUUCAGUGUAUCACCAUUUUCUAUGUCCUAUUUUUAGAUGGCUGCUGUUGCAUUUAUUUUGUGUAAUGCUUGCUUAUUUUAGUUUUAGUGCUCACAAAUACAAAAACAUUGUCUGUUGAGAUUUUUCAUAUUUUUUAGUAUCUUCCUUUCAUCUGCAUUACAUCAUUUUUUACAUUUAGUGGAAAUAUAUGUCUCUCAAGUUCCUGUGAUUAGUUGCAGCCUUACCACCUCUUUAUUGUAUAGAUAUGAAUGUGGUGGCUAUUACAUGCAUCUAAAAUGUGUUGAUAUGUGAGAAGCAGAAAUUUAUAUUUCAAUGGAACAUGAAUAAAGCUACAUUAAAAAGAAAAAA